UUUUUAAGAAUGAUGAGGCUUAUAACAGGACUAAGGAAUCUGCCGUUUAGCACACGAGGUUGCGGCGCUCGCCAGGACACAACUCUCAGCACACCUCUCCCUUCCAGGCGUUCGUGCUCACGACCUGCGCUUCUGCCCCGCAGUACGGCCGCGCGCGCCUGGGCCCCAGCAUCUCGCGCUGCCCGGUUGCCGUGGGAACGGUAGAAGGAGGCAGCGUCCGCAGACCUAGCUGUAAGCCGUACCGAGGCCCGGCCAUGGAGCUGCCGGAUCCGGUCCGCCAGCGGCUGGGAAACUUCAGCCGGACCGUGUUCAGCGACUCCAACCGGACCGGGCCGGAGUACAACGACGGUCCUGAUAAUGAAAUGGUUUCCAGUUUGGCAUUGCAGAUGUCACUUUAUUUUAACACUUACUUUUUCCCACUUUGGUGGGUAAGCAGCAUUAUGAUGCUUCAGAUGAAGUAUUCAGUCUUGCCUGAUUACUACAAAUUCAUUGUGGUCACUGUUAUCAUCAUAAUAACCUUAAUUGAAGCUAUCAGGUUGUAUCUGGGCUACAUGGGGAACCUACAGGAAAAGGUUCCUGAAUUGGCUGGCUUUUGGCUUUUGAGUCUUCUGUUGCAACUGCCUUUAAUUCUAUUCUUGCUCUUUAAUGAAGGCCUAACGAAUCUGCCGUUGGAAAAAGCAAUACACAUCAUCUUCACUUUGUUCCUUACUUUCCAAGUUGUUUCAGCCUUUGUUACCCUGAGGAAAAUGGUAAAUCAGUUGGCAACUCGUUUCCACCUCCAAGACUUUGACCGGCUCUCUGCAUACAGAGGAGGCACGAGAAGAAUGAGAUCCUGUAUAGAAGAGAUCUGACCCAGUGCUGUUGAGUGAAAGCUGAAAGAUCCUUUAGCAAGACUGUAAGAGGAACAUAUCAGAGAUCUAGCAUGAGAGAAAGGACAAAGCAAGUGUUUUGAACUGUAUAUUGUCUAGCUCUGAAAUUCCAAAGCUGGGGGCAAUGAUAAGACUGAUUGUACAGUACACGAAAGCAGUAAGUCAACCCUACAGCCUAGAUAUUGUCCACCUGGUGGACAAAUAACUUAAUAUUUUUGUUGUUGACUUUUUCAGGUGUAUAGAAAUCUGCGUUGGUAGUCACAGUUUACCAGCUUUACAGUAAUAUUUCUUGUUAGCACCUAAAACUAGAAACGUGUAUAUUUCUUUGAAGCUUGUUGGCUCUUCAUGUCUUGGCAGCACAUCUGAAGCACAUGGCAAUUCUUGUCAAUAUCCUGAUGUAUUAACUAUAUUUAUAAACCAAGACACCAGAUUUUGAUGUGUCCUGGGUUAAAUUCUAACCCUACACUUAGCUUUUAUAUAGAGGUUAAAAACAGGUGGGUUAUCAUGGUAUUUAGGAAAUCAUAAAAUUGCAACUGUUAUAAAACCAUGUUAAGUAUUUAUAGUGGUUGUGUACAAAAAUGUCUUUAUAAUAAACUAUGAAAUAUUUAUGUUAAA
This is a messenger RNA of Neofelis nebulosa (Clouded leopard), 1484 nucleotides long. It is a transcript of the gene TMEM17, whose product is annotated as transmembrane protein 17. Bases 255 to 851 code for a protein of 198 amino acids. The record is from RefSeq and is a predicted model, not a curated record. Gene Ontology annotation, biological process: non-motile cilium assembly. Lineage: Eukaryota; Metazoa; Chordata; Mammalia; Carnivora; Felidae. The transcript has 4 exons. Gene Ontology annotation, cellular component: ciliary transition zone.